UGACCCGGGCGCGCCGCGGCCGUCCGCUCAGACCCGGCGAGAGGCGGCGGCGGGAGCGGCGGUGAUGGACGGGUCCGGUGAGCAGCCCAGAGGCGGGGGGCCCACCAGCUCUGAGCAGAUCAUGAAGACAGGGGCCCUUUUGCUUCAGGGUUUCAUCCAGGAUCGAGCAGGGCGAAUGGGGGGGGAGGCACCCGAGCUGGCCCUGGACCCGGUGCCUCAGGAUGCGUCCACCAAGAAGCUGAGCGAGUGUCUCAAGCGCAUCGGGGACGAACUGGACAGUAACAUGGAGCUGCAGAGGAUGAUUGCUGCCGUGGACACAGACUCCCCACGAGAGGUCUUUUUCCGAGUGGCAGCUGAAAUGUUUUCUGACGGCAACUUCAACUGGGGCCGGGUUGUCGCCCUUUUCUACUUUGCCAGCAAACUGGUGCUCAAGGCCCUGUGCACCAAGGUGCCCGAACUGAUCAGAACCAUCAUGGGCUGGACAUUGGACUUCCUCCGGGAGCGGCUGUUGGGCUGGAUCCAAGACCAGGGUGGUUGGGACGGCCUCCUCUCCUACUUUGGGACGCCCACGUGGCAGACCGUGACCAUCGUUGUGGCUGGAGUACUCACCGCCUCACUCACCAUCUGGAAGAAGAUGGGCUGAGACCCCCAGCUGCCUUGGACUGUGUUUUUUCUCCAUAAAUUAUGGCAUUUUUCUGGGAGGGGUGGGGAUUGGGGGACUUGGGCAUUUUUCUUACUUUUGUAAUUAUUGGGGGGGUGGGGAAGAGUGGUCUUGAGGGGGUAAUAAACCUCCUUCGUGACACA
This is a messenger RNA of Nomascus leucogenys (northern white-cheeked gibbon), 804 nucleotides long. RefSeq names its product BCL2 associated X, apoptosis regulator (gene BAX). Gene Ontology annotation, cellular component: mitochondrial outer membrane. Gene Ontology annotation, biological process: extrinsic apoptotic signaling pathway in absence of ligand; intrinsic apoptotic signaling pathway in response to DNA damage; mitochondrial fusion. Lineage: Eukaryota; Metazoa; Chordata; Mammalia; Primates; Hylobatidae. The record is from RefSeq and is a predicted model, not a curated record. Gene Ontology annotation, molecular function: protein heterodimerization activity; channel activity; protein homodimerization activity.